Messenger RNA from Triticum turgidum subsp. durum (durum wheat), 1509 nucleotides. The record is from the annotation of a GenBank genome assembly. NCBI's taxonomy places the organism in Eukaryota, Viridiplantae, Streptophyta, Magnoliopsida, Poales, Poaceae.
AUGGAGCGGGCGGAGGCGGAGGUGGGGAUGGCCGGCAACGGCGACGCCGUCCACACGCCCCACUCGGCGCCGCCGACGGCGCCGUCGGCGCGGGUGUCGAUUUGGGAGUCGGUGCGCGCGUGCGGGGUGUGGGGCCGGGACGUCGACAAGGCCGAGCUGCGGCGCCGCGUCGUCAUGCCGCUCUACGCGCGCCGCGCCGUGGCCGCCGCCGUCGCCGAGAAGGACGAGGCCGCCGGCGUGGCGGCCGCCGCGGCGGCGAGGGACGAGGGAGGGGAAGACGGGGAGGAAGGAUUGGAGGUGGUGACGCCGAUGGUCGUGUUCGUCAACUCCAAGAGCGGCGGGCGCCACGGGCCCGAGCUCAAGGUGCGCCUGCACGAGCUCAUCAGCAAGGAGCAGGUCUUCGAUCUUUCUUCUGUGAAGCCUUCUGAUUUUGUUCGCUAUGGUUUGGGUUGUUUGGAGAGGUUGGCUGAUCAAGGUGAUAACUGUGCAAAGGACAUCCGUGCAAAUUUGAGGAUUAUGGUUGCUGGAGGUGAUGGCACUGUUGGUUGGGUACUUGGAUGUCUCCAAGAACUUAAUAAGUUGAAAAGGGAACCAGUUCCCCCCACAGGAAUCAUUCCACUUGGGACAGGAAACGACCUUGCUAGAUCAUUUGGAUGGGGUGGCUCUUUUCCCUUUGGCUGGCGUUCAGCUGUAAAGCGAUAUCUCAACAAGGCAGUGUCUGCUUCGGUCGUCCAUCUUGACAGUUGGCAGGCUGUGAUUAGGAUGCCAGAGGGAGAAAUAACAGAGUUGCCACAUGCACUUAAGAAAGCGGAACCUGCCGAUCAGCUGGAGUUCAGCAAGGCAAGUGGCAGUGAGUUAACAGAAAAAGCUUCUUGCUAUAAAGGAGUAUUCUACAACUACCUUAGCAUUGGGAUGGAUGCCCAAGUUGCAUAUGGCUUCCACCAUCUACGAGAUGAAAAGCCAUAUCUUGCUCAAGGACCAGUUGCAAAUAAGUUGAUUUAUGCUGGAUAUAGCUGCACGCAGGGAUGGUUCUGUACUCCUUGUACAGCAAGUCCUCAGCUAAGGGGACUUCGGAACAUUUUGCGGCUUUACAUUAAAAGGGCAAAUUGUUCUGAAUGGGAGCAAAUUCAAAUGCCUUCAAGUGUUAGAUCACUAGUGGUCUUAAAUCUGUACAACUACGGCAGUGGAAGGCAUCCAUGGGGUGAUCUUAAACCAGAUUAUCUUGAAAAGAAAGGUUUUGUUGAAGCUCAUUCAGAUGACGGUUUGAUUGAAAUAUUUGGUCUGAAAGAAGGUUGGCAUGCUUCAUUCGUUAUGGCUGAGCUUAUCAAAGCAAAGCACAUUGCUCAGGCUGCAGCUAUCAAGUUUGAAAUGAGGGGAGGCGAGUGGGAUCGAGCAUAUGUUCAAAUGGAUGGCGAGCCAUGGAAACAACCACUCAUCCAGGACCAGUCGACAAUUCUGGAAAUAAACAAGGUUCCCUAUCACUCCCGGAUGAUAAACGGGGAUUCAUGA